GUUGAGGUUGUCAGGCCGAAAUCCGAACUAGGUUGCCAAAUUUUCCAGAGAGACAUUUUAUUUAUAACCCCCUUUUUUAAAACAACAAAAACAACAACUCAGGGCUGUGAACAUAUCCAACACACCUUCCUAUUUUCCUCACAACAUCAGUCCUGUGAGAUGGGUUGGACUGAGAAAGAGUGACUGGCCCAAACCCACCCGACUGGCUUUCAUGGCUAAGGCAGGACUUGAACUCAUGGUCUCCUGCUUUCUUGCUAGGUGACUUAACCUCUUGACCAAGCUGGCUCUAGAUCAAACUGACUUCAUAAGCUUUAUCCAUCCAUUUUUUUCCUGGUAACUUAGAAGGAGCUGGCAUGACAUAAGAAUGCUUUGUUAUCACAUUCUCUGUGACUCUGAGAAAUAAGACUUGGGCGCUUCAUAAGAUGUUUUCUCCCUCCUGUAAACUGGAGACUUAAAAUCAGCAAGGUUAGAAUUAGUAUGCUUUAUGGUCUGUCCCGAAUCAGUAGUUAUAAAAUCUACAGAUUGCUCAAGUCAGGAUCCUGAUCUCAGGAAUAUUCAUAUGUGCAUCCUGAAUGUUUCAACCUCCAGCACUAUCGGCCAAUAUAGGGGCUGACAGAGAACAGGGCAGAAAACGUGCCUUUUCCACUGCUUAUCCCUAUCCUGCCUCUACAGCUGUGGGUGGAAAAGGAGUAGAAAGGAGGACGGGUGCAUGUAUAUGGAAUAUCCGUCUCAGAAUAUACUAUACCCAUCUGUUGGUGAUACUGUUCCUGAAAUCUCUGUAUCAUUUAUUCCUAUAUCUUGCUAUGGAAAAAUAGUGCCUUAUUCAGCAGAUAAUAACAAUUCCAUACAGUCUAGAAGUUGUUCGUUGAAUUUUACAAUUGAUACUAAGAUGGGCUUUGAAGAACCCAAUGAAACAGUAAAUGGAAAAAAGCCUUCAACUAUUGGGAAUCUCUCUGAAGUGACCUCUCUAAGAAAGGAAGAAACAGCAAGAGCUACAGCUGGUCUUGCCGAAAGAAAAUGCUUAAAGAAUAUAUGUAUUUCAGAAUCAGAUAAUGAACUACAUAGGGAAUGUAGCAUCCCUGAGAUUCAAAAACUCAAACAUGUAAAUUGGACAGAAUUGUUUCUUGAUCAGUCUCCCAUUGGGGAUAGCAUUCAGGAAAGUAAUCAACCUGUCUGGGAUCACUGCAUAUUAAAAAAGAUGGUUCAAAGUAACAGGAGCAAAGAUAGCAUAAAUAAAAAGCCUGACACUUUUGAUCCAAAGCUGUUAUAUGCAAAUAUUUUAAAAAGCUCUGUAGCCUUUGAAAAUAAUUCAGAGAAUUUUGAACAAGAAACUCCUGGGACUUUGGUAACUAAUAAUACAUCAUGUCCUGCAAGCUUUAUUUCAGAUUCCAUCCAGCCAGCCAAACAUAAAAAUGAAAACUAUUUUUGGGCUCCACUCAGUGACAGUUCGGAUGAAGAGUGGACAAAUAUGACAGAAAAUAAUUUAAAGUGGACAACUAUGGACAGCAAAAAUUAUAAAAGUGCUAACUUUGACAAUCCAACUAUUAUGAAAUAUUUCAAUUCAUCAAUGCCGGAAGAUGAAUUUACCUUCAAAAUAAUGCUUGACAGCUACGAAGAAUGGAAUUCAGGAAUGGAAACCUUGGAUAUUCGAGAAUAUAAAUGCAAGAGUUUUACCCAGACUCCAAAAUAUGAAGAUUUUAGUGGAAGACGGAAUUCCAUAAAAAGCAACCAUGAAAAGUCUACAAAUGGAAAUAUCCAUUUUCAUUUCAAGUCUACAGUAGAAAAAGAUAUGCUGAGGGAUCAGGUAUCAGGUAUUCCACCUCUAGAGAGAGCCUCAGACCAGAGAAACGAAUCUAAAUUACAGCAAACGCUGGAAAUGGACAAGAUCUUUAAAGGGAGGAAAAAUAAACAGGAAGUCAAUUUUAACAAAAAUAGUUGUGAUACAUAUCAAAAAGAUGCAGAAUUGAUAUCUCCAUUGGAAUAUUCAGUUAUGCAAAUUAAGAGCAGUUCGGAGAGUUCAUUACUGAAGCCUUCAGAAAAUAAUGCUUAUAAAGUAAAUAAUACUUAUAAAGAGGACUCAGACUCUUUGAAUCACAAAAGCAUGAAUAAGAGCAAUAGUGACUGCAUUUUGCUAGCUAGGCCUCACCAGAUCAGGGAUGACCAGGUAGUCCAUAAGCCUUGUAUCGUCUCCAAAAAUGAGCAAAGCUCUGUAAAUCAUAAUAUUUCUGCAAUUGGCCUCAAAUCAGCAUUUGGUGCUAAAGAAUUCCUCACUGCAACUAUUAAAGGGGAUGGUCAUGAGAAACCACUUUGCAGCAAUACAUUCCCAUUAGAUUUCAGCCAUAGUGAUGGCAUUUUGGCUAAAUAUUAUUUUUAUUUGAACUAUCUCAAUGAGUCCAAAAGAUUUCAAGGUGAAAAUGCCCAUCGGUUCUUUUUUUGUCAAGAACAUGAUUUUUCCAAAGAAACCUACGAUACUGGACCCUGUUACUGUAAGAAUAAUAGCAUGUAUGAGGAGCAGACAGAUGAAAAUAUGAUCAAUGAUCUGGGAACUUCUGAAGGCAAUAAAAAGACUGAGAUCAUCAAACAGCAAAAUCAUUUCAAAGAUCAGGUGUUGAAGCCCCAGUCUGCAAAUAGCAGCCUCAAACAAAUGGAGAGAACAGGCAGUUUUAAAGACCAGGACGUUUUUGAAAGCAGGAAAUCAAGCCCCAAACAGGCUAGUUCUAAGAAACAUUGGGAAAGAGCCAGCAUUUCGUGCUCAUCUUACACACAGAGAAAACUGAAGCCAAGUAGAUCACAUGUCCAAAGACCUGCAACAGGCAAGAAGUUAAUAAGGAAGAGCAGUUAUAACUCCGAGAGCCGUCCAUCUUCAGGGACACAACGUAGGCUACAGUAUGAAAACACUCCUCAAGGUUAUAACAAAUUAAACAUGAAAAGUGACUUCAGUCUCACACCAUGGCUGCUGCUUCCUGAUGAAUUGUGGCUUUGUAUCUUUUCCCUGCUGACUCAUAAAGAUAUUUCUCGGAUUUCCCAGGUCUGUCAUCACUUUUAUCAACUAGCUGGAGAUAAGUCCUUUUGGAAGAAGAUUCAGCUUAAAGAUUGCCACUGCUUGAAUGAUGAUUGGUUGAUUAGUUUAGGAAAACACCACCCUGAAUGUUUCACUCUUGAUCAUUGCCAUGAUAAAAAUAAGAGAAUUUCUGAGGUUGGGCUAAAACAAUUCUUCCAGUACUGUGAAGGAUAUCUUAAGGCACUGAAUAUAAAAAACUGCAGUGGUUCUGGAUAUAAAGGGGACAGCGUUCUUCUUCACGCAAGCACCUUUUGCCAUAACUUGGCAGUUGUAGAUAUAAGUUGGACAGGAGCUACUGAUUUUGGACUCAAUUCCCUGGUUAAAGGUUGUAGCAGUUUACAGUGUUUUUCUGCUAAUGGAUGCCAGAUUACCAAUGAGUCAGUAAUGGCCUUGAUUGGAAAACAUGGAAAAAGCCUUAAGAAACUGGAAAUAUUUGGUUGUCAAGCCAUUACUGACAAAUGCUUGAAAUCAAUUACUACUAAAUGUCCAGGUCUAGAGGUUUUGAACAUUGGCAGACUUCAUAGAAUCUCUCAGGACUGUUUAGUGCAAAUGGUAAAUUCAUUGCAAAAACUUACUAGCCUCAAUGUCACAGGCCUUGAAAUGAUGAGGGAUUCUCUAGUACAUUGUAUUUUGAAGAAAUGUCCUAAACUGGAUUGUUUGGUUCUUAACUCGUGUGCUCACAUAACUAACAUCAGUCUACUUGAAAUUAGCUCUUAUCUGCCAGGUAUCAGGUAAGGUAAUAUGUUGGAAAUGCAUUUGUCAUUGAAUUUAUAUAUUUUGGCAUUAUUUAAAUAAUUUUCAAUGAUGUUACCCCCUUAGUUAUGUUGACAUUUUGUUUUGCCUUUUUGCUAUUUGUGGCAUAUACAAGAUAGGUGGCCUUAAGUGCAUUAAACAAGAAGUCAUCGAAGCUAAUACUGGAUAGUGCUAUUUCUAUGGCAACUACUUAACAUUUUGUUGCACUAUCAAAUGUGUAUGUUUUUAAAAAGUAAAAUUUAAAGGUGUAUUAGGUUCUUAACAUUGUGAUAUUUUAAUAAUAAAUUUAAAAUAAAGAACUGGAAGCUAAUUAUAAUUGAAGCUGGAAGUCAAAGAGUUGUGGUUACUAUUGAUCACAGAUUAAACUUGGAAAGGGAACCAAGAAACAUGUAUACAACAAAUGAAACAAAUGGUUUAGCAGGAUAAUAAUAAUAAUAAUAAUAAUAAUAAUAAUAAUAAUCAUCAUCAUCAUCAUCAUCAU
Molecule: messenger RNA, 4295 nt
Organism: Crotalus tigris (Tiger rattlesnake)
Lineage: Eukaryota; Metazoa; Chordata; Lepidosauria; Squamata; Viperidae
Exons: 11
Coding region: 710-3796 (1028 amino acids)
Molecular function (GO): protein binding
Source: RefSeq, a predicted model, not a curated record